Messenger RNA from Otolemur garnettii (small-eared galago), 1089 nucleotides. It is a transcript of the gene FFAR4, whose product is annotated as free fatty acid receptor 4. Gene Ontology annotation, biological process: G protein-coupled receptor signaling pathway. The transcript is spliced from 3 exons. The record is from RefSeq and is a predicted model, not a curated record. Gene Ontology annotation, molecular function: peptide binding; G protein-coupled receptor activity. Bases 1 to 1089 code for a protein of 362 amino acids. Gene Ontology annotation, cellular component: membrane. NCBI's taxonomy places the organism in Eukaryota, Metazoa, Chordata, Mammalia, Primates, Galagidae.
AUGUCCCUUGAGUGCGCGCAGGCAGCGAGGGCUGGGUCCCUGCGCAGCCUGGAACUAGCCAACCGCACCCGCUUCCCCUUUUUCUCCGACGUCAAGGGCGACCACCGGCUGGUGCUGAGCGUAGUGGAGACGAUCGUGCUGGCUCUCAUCUUUGCGGUGUCGCUGCUGGGCAACGUGUGCUCUCUGGUGCUGGUGGCCCGCCGACGGCGCCGGGGCUCCACCGCCUGCCUCGUGCUCAACCUCUUUUGCGCGGACCUGCUCUUCACCAGCGCUAUCCCUCCGGUGCUGGCAGUGCGCUGGACCGAGGCCUGGCUGCUGGGCCCGGUCGCCUGCCACCUGCUCUUCUAUGUGAUGAGCCUGAGCGGCAGCGUCACCAUCCUCACGCUGGCCGCCGUCAGCCUGGAGCGCAUGGUGUGCAUCGUGCGGCUGCAUAGCGGAGCGCGCGGGCCUGGGCGGCGGGCGAGGGCGGCGCUGCUGGCGCUCAUCUGGGGCUACUCAGCCAUCGCCGCGCUGCCCCUCUGCGUCUUCUUUCGCGUCAUCCCGCAGCGGCUCCCGGGCGCAGACCAGGAAAUUCCAAUUUGCACCCUGGUUUGGCCCACCAUUGCUGGAGAAAUCUCCUGGGAUGUGUCUUUCGUUACUUUGAACUUCUUGGUUCCGGGACUGGUCAUUGUGAUCAGUUACUCCAAAAUUUUACAGAUCACAAAGGCUUCACGGAAGAGGCUGACGGUGAGCCUGGCAUACUCCCAGAGCCACCAGAUCCGCGUGUCCCAGCAGGACUUCCGGCUCUUCCGCACGCUCUUCCUGCUCAUGGUCUCCUUCUUCAUCAUGUGGAGCCCCAUCAUCAUCACCAUCCUCCUCAUCCUGAUCCAGAACUUCAAGCAGGACCUGGUCAUCUGGCCGUCCCUCUUCUUCUGGGUCGUGGCCUUCACGUUUGCUAACUCGGCCCUGAACCCCAUUCUCUACAACAUGGCACUGUUCAGGAACGAAUGGAGGAAAGUUCUUUGCUGCUUCUUGUUCCCAGAAAAGGGAGCCAUUUUUACAGACACGUCUGUCAGAAGAAAUGAUUUGUCAAUUAUUUCUGCCAAUUAG